This is a messenger RNA of Populus nigra (black poplar), 999 nucleotides long. Its product is annotated as large ribosomal subunit protein bL19cz-like. Gene Ontology annotation, molecular function: structural constituent of ribosome. Gene Ontology annotation, cellular component: ribosome. NCBI's taxonomy places the organism in Eukaryota, Viridiplantae, Streptophyta, Magnoliopsida, Malpighiales, Salicaceae. The record is from RefSeq and is a predicted model, not a curated record. The coding region runs from base 119 to 847 and encodes 242 amino acids. The transcript has 5 exons. Gene Ontology annotation, biological process: translation.
AGAAGGGGGAGCAAAGCAGGGUUUUGGAUGCGGCCCCGUCGUUGAUCAACUGUAUACAUUUUCUUUUACUUUCUCUCUUUUUCUCAGCAACCAAGCAGCCUCGGUCUAAUUCGAAGCAAUGCAAUCUCUCUACGGCACUUUAUUUCGAAGACAAAAUCUAAACAUCUCUCAUUUCAAAUCCACUUUAGCUUAUUUAGCUGUUACUGAAAGUAAAAAUCAUGGAUUAACCCAUUUAAACUCAAAUUCUUCGCCUCCAAAUCGAUUCCCUGCGUCAAUGACUCAGCCUUUUCGCUUAUCUCACUACUUCUCUCCAAAAUUUGGUACUCAAACGGAAACGGCGACGUUCUUGAAUGGUAACGGGAGAAGCUGUAGGAUGAAUUUGUCUUGCUAUAGGAGCAUGACAACAGUGGGAAAUCCGGCUGAAGCCUCUUCAGAAGAUUCGUCCGCUCCUGUUGCGGAUGUUCCUCCUCGCAUCAAAUUCAAGAGACUUGAUAAAACAGCCAGGCAUAUAAUGCAGAUUUUGAAUAAAGAAGCAGUGGAGGAAGUAAGGGGACAGAGGGAGAUACCUGAUAUAAAGCCUGGUUAUACUGUGCGACUCAAAGUGGAAGUGCCGGAGAAUAAGCGGCGUGUUUCGACUAUUAUAGGCACUGUUAUAGCUAGACGGAAUGCUGGUAUACAUACUACUUUUAGAUUAAGGAGGAUGGUUGCUGGUGUUGGAGUUGAAUCCUUACUUCCACUGUACUCACCUAACAUAAAGCAGAUAGAGGUGCUCGAUGACAGGAAGAAAGUGAGGAGGGCCAAGCUUUACUAUUUAAGAGACAGGAUGAAUGCACUUAAGAAACGUUAGCAAGAUCUAUAUCUAGAGGGAGAUCAAUCAUCCAUUCCUCAGGAAAGAUGGUGGUGGAUUUGAUCAUCCUAGCAAGAAAAGUUGCAGACUGUUUGUUUUCCAACUCCUUUUCCAUGUUAUUAUCAGGUUUAAUUUAAGGACCUUUUUUGAAA